Molecule: messenger RNA, 1895 nt
Organism: Branchiostoma belcheri (Belcher's lancelet)
Lineage: Eukaryota; Metazoa; Chordata; Leptocardii; Amphioxiformes; Branchiostomatidae
Exons: 12
Coding region: 48-1580 (510 amino acids)
Source: RefSeq, a predicted model, not a curated record
UGUCUUCCCCCACUGAGAACCAGCCGAGUAUAAACUCCCCAUCCCACAUGGAAGCGGAGUACACCAACAUGGGCGCUGAGCUCAGCACGGAGUCUCAGGAUGACCGUCCGUUCCGUGAGAUGAUGAUAGCCAGUGACCUGAGUGGGAGUGUGGACGACCCUGACAUCACCAUCAUCAGGGACUACACGUCAUCCAUGAGCAGUGCAGUUAAAGUAGAGAUCACAGAUGCUAACGAUGCAGAGUUUAACUACAGCACAUCGGCCGCCCUCAGGAAGUGUAAGAAGCAAGUUCUACAGCCGUAUGGGAGACUACUUGCACUGAUCGGCUGGCGUGCUCUUGGUCGUGAGUCCAUCUCCUACAACCUUGGCUGGAAGGUCCUGAACGUGCUGUACACCAUCUUUAUCCUCUUCCUGCUCAUCUUCUCCUACAUCUUCCAGAUCCUGGUCUGUCAGGGCAGACUCAACAUACACACGGAUGUCAAGGCUCCCACAGAAACCCCAGCCACAGCUGUACCACAGACAUCAUCCAGUAGGACACCAGGUUACAUCAACGAGACAGACAUGUUCACAGCACAAACCAUCCCUGCAGCAGCCACCAACACCAGCGACAUCGACUCCUACGCCCAGACUGCCCAGUGCUCACAUGUCUUUACCACAUACGUGGUACCAGACAUCCUGCACUUCAUGGCCUACCUGCUAGGGUUCUUCUACUUCCGUAUACAGGACAACGAGCAGCUGUAUGCACUGAUGGAAAAGGUCUUCCUCAAGGCAUCUGUAGCCCAGUCUAGAAAUGUGUCAAGAGCCAAAAUGAUCCAAAUGUCAAGGAUCUACCUGAUAGCAGGUGCCUUGUGGGUCGUGUUGUCCCUGGCUGUACAGGGAGUGUUUGUGGCUGCCUUUGGUGUGGAUAAGAUGGCUUUUCUCCUGGGGUCUACUGUACAAUGGAAAGGCUGGCACAUCAUGCUGAUCUGUCUACAGAUGUUGGGGGCCUUGGUGACCAACGCGGUGAACUAUGCUGUAGUAGUGAACUACACAACGCAGUGCGAGAUGAUUAUUUACUACAUGAAGGGCAUCUUCAGACGACUGCAGGAAAAAUCAACCGACCUUAAACUAGCCAUGCAUGAUAUCUUGGAUGCAGGAAAGUCCAUCUCACAGCUAAACGGACAGAUUGCCAAAAUGACAUCCCUGUGUGCAGUCAACUUUGCUGAAUUAUCAAUUAUUGGUCUGGUGAUCCUGUUCCUGAACCAGUUCAACAGUGUUCUGAUCUGGGUGUACAGAGGGACCUUCCCCAUCCUGUGGCUGGUCAUCCUCAUCGUGCCUCUAGUGCAGGCCGCCCGGCUGAAUUCCACCAUCAUGAGCCUAAAGAGGAUCGGGCUGGACAUGCGAGUCUUCGGCUACCAGAACUCCUCCCAGCUGGAGAGGGACUCCUUCCUGCUCUUCCUCCUUAACCUCAACUUCAAGGCCAAGUUGUUCCAUAUCCCCAUCAAGCCGUCCUACCUGUUUGGUAUCCUGGUGCUGGUGACCUUUACCCUUUUGCUACUGCUUCAGACUAGUGUCAUUGGAGGGUCAAGCAUCUUUCUGUAAGGUCAAGGGUCACGAUAGCACUUCCUGUUGGGUCAUAGGUCAUAGGUUAUGACCAUAAAAUGUAUUUAUAAAUCCUGCCAAGUGAUGAAGUCAUGGCUCAAUGAUUUCUAUGUGGAAGGAUGUCAUAUGAGGUCAAGGGUGAACAAGAGGUCACAGUAACACUUCCUCUAGGUCACAGGUCGUGUUUGCACUUCCAGUAGGUCACAGGUUAUGGUACACCUCCUGUAGGUCACAGGUUAUGGUUGCCCUUCCUGUAGGUCACAGAUCAUGGUUACACUUCCUUUAGGUCACAGGUUAUGGUUGCACUUCCCGUAC